Manihot esculenta (cassava) is the source of this 910-nucleotide messenger RNA. RefSeq lists its product as uncharacterized. The transcript is spliced from 8 exons. NCBI's taxonomy places the organism in Eukaryota, Viridiplantae, Streptophyta, Magnoliopsida, Malpighiales, Euphorbiaceae. The coding region runs from base 121 to 750 and encodes 209 amino acids. The record is from RefSeq and is a predicted model, not a curated record.
UUACAUUAAAGAAAGCGAGGCGAGCGCUUGGAUUUUAAGCGCGGGCUCCAUACAAAACACUCGAAGCUCAGGUUUCAAUCCCUUAAUCUCAUUUCAAUUAAUGCAAUAGUUAUCAUAACAAUGUCGACGGCGAAAACAAGCCACAGGAAGCGAGCCGCCGAGUCAGUUCUCACCAAAUCUGACUCCAAAUUCCGAGUCGAGGACGAGUUCGAUGUCGACCUGUCCAGUGAUAUUAAAGGGAUAAUGUCGGCGCUACAUCAGAUCAGAGAGAAGGCAGCAAAGGACGGUCAAAAGAAAAAUGAGGAAACGAUUUCUAGUGUGGCGUCUGAGGUCAGGUCAAUGAUUGAUGAGUUGAAAUCCAAAGUUGAGAAGGACAGGCAGUGUUUCGCAAGGGCACUUUCAAAGAGCUCUAAAGAGUGUGAGAACUGUUUGAAGAAUGAGACCACAAAGUUUCAGGAGAUUUACGAGAAAUUUUGCAAGGAGAAAGCGGCUCAUUUGCAGGCCCUAAAAGAUACCAUUUCCAAAUUUGAAGAAGACAAGGAAAGGCUGUUCAUGCGAUACGAACAACUGAGAAAGAAAGAGAAAACUAUGAUAUCUGAGCAAGAGAAAGCUUGUGCUGAUAAAAUUGCUAAAUUAGAGGAGUCCUUGAAAAAGAAAAAGCAGGAUGACAAAACUUUCAGCAUUUUGAGGAAAACACUAGGCUCCUUCCUGGAAAACGCCUCGGAUGAGGACUUCCCUCCAGAUGAAUAAAACAGUAAUUGCAUUAACACGCUCUGGUGCAUGCAUUUAACGGUCAAUACAGAUAAAGGUAGCAUCUACUCAUGUUUCAUGCCUUAUCAUCUGUUAUUUUCAUCCUAUAGUUCAGUUGUUACUUCACUUCACACGUGAAUUUAGGCGUACAAUCUUUGAG